AAGCCUCACUUCUCUUAACCCGCCUUCCCAGGAGCUCCCAUUUUCCCAAGUCCUUCCAAACUCCCACCGCAACCCGCAGCUCUCUGCCAGCUCCAGGUCCACAUCUAGAGUACAUCGGCACUCAUUCCUGUCAUGAAUUCCCUGUGGACAUAUUUUCUUAUGCUCAAUCUUUGGCUUUUAUUAACAAUCGCAUUGAAAGUGGAUUCAAACUAUCACACAGGUCCUGGAGACAGUGAUGAUGCUGACUACAAGGACCCAUGCAAAGCUGCUGCUUUUCUGGGCGACAUAGCCUUAGAUGAGGAGGACCUGCGCUUGCUUAAAGCCAACUAUAUGGAUGCUAAGAAUGACUCUUCUAACUUCUCUAUACCUGAUUCAGCAAACAGAUCCUCAGGUAAUGGAAAUGACAAUGCAAAGGACAAGCCAAUUUUGGCUGGUCAAAGACUCCUACGCAGACGGAGAGCAGCCACAGCCAGAACUGAGAGAGUUUGGCCAGAUGGCAUAAUACCCUAUGUUAUCAGCAGCAACUUCAGUGGUAGCCAGCGAGCCAUUUUCAAGCAGGCCAUGCGUCACUGGGAGAAAUACACUUGUGUGACAUUCAUCGAAAGAAGCACAGAAGAGAGCUACAUCGUCUUUACUCUGCGGCCAUGUGGGUGCUGCUCAUUUGUCGGCCAGAGAGGUGGAGGUCCACAGGCUAUAUCUAUCGGGAAGAACUGUGACAAGUUUGGCAUCGUGGUGCAUGAACUCGGGCAUGUCAUUGGAUUCUGGCACGAGCACACACGACCCGACCGGGACGAGCAUGUUGAUAUAUUUAGAGAAAACAUCCAGCCUGGUCAGGAGUAUAAUUUCAUAAAGAUGGAGCCAGAUGAUGUGGAUUCGCUUGGAGAGGUUUACGACUUCGACAGUAUCAUGCAUUAUGCCAGAAACACCUUUUCCAGGGGCAUCUAUCUUGAUACCAUGCUGCCAAAGUAUGAAGUUGAUAGAGUCCGACCUCCCAUCGGGCAGAGGACAAGACUGAGCAAAGGGGACAUUGCUCAAGCGAAGAAAUUAUAUAAGUGUCCAAGAUGUGGCGAGAGUCUUCAGGACAGCACUGGAAACUUCUCCUCCCCUGGGUUCCCUAAUGGAUAUGCUACAGAUCUUCACUGUAUAUGGAGAAUAUCUGUCACGCCUGGGGAGAAGAUCAUUCUUAAUUUUACUUCAAUGGAUCUGUACAGAAGUCACUUGUGCUGGUACGACCAUGUGGAGAUUCGGGAUGGAUACUGGAGAAAUGCACCUUUGAAAGGCCGUUUUUGUGGAGACCAGCUCCCAGAGGCCAUCGUGUCCAGUGACAGUCGACUGUGGAUUGAAUUCAGCAGCAGCAGCAGUAAUUGGGUGGGGAAAGGCUUCUCUGCUGUCUAUGAAGCUAUUUGCGGAGGUGAAGUGAAACGAGAUAGUGGACAGAUCGAGUCACCCAAUUACCCUGAUGAUUAUCGGCCUAAUAAAGUGUGCACAUGGAAGAUCAUCGUACCCCAGGGGUUUCAUGUGGGCCUCGUCUUCCAGUCGUUUGAGAUUGAGAAACAUGACAACUGUGCAUAUGACUACCUGGAACUGCGAGAUGGCGAUUCCGAGAACAGCCCUCUCCUGGGCCGCUUCUGUGGCUACGAAAAGCCAGACGAUAUCAAGAGCAGCUCCAACCAGCUGUGGAUGAAGUUUGUAUCUGACAGUUCUGUGAACAAAGCUGGGUUUGCAGCUAAUUUCUUCAAAGAGAUUGACGAAUGCUCCAGGCCUGAUAAUGGUCACUGUGAGCAGCGCUGUGUCAACACCCUGGGCAGCUACCACUGCGGCUGCGACCCUGGAUACGAGCUCACCCCGGACCGCCGCAGCUGUGCAGCAGCUGCCUGCGGUGGAUUCAUCUCCAAACUCAAUGGAUCCUUCACUAGUCCAGGAUGGCCGCAGGAAUACCCCCCUAACAAGAACUGUGUGUGGCAGCUCAUUGCUCCAGUGCAGUACCGCAUCACUCUUCUUUUUGAUGCUUUUGAGAUCGAAGGGAACGACGUUUGUAAAUAUGAUUACCUUGAGGUACACAGCGGCCUGUCCACAGAUGCAAAGCUUCAUGGGAAAUUCUGUGGCACAGAGAAACCAGAGGCGAUCACGUCCCAACUCAACAGUAUGCGUGUUGAGUUCAAAUCAGACAACACCGUGUCCAAGAGAGGCUUCAAAGCUCAGUUCUUUUCUGACAUGGAUGAGUGUUCUAGGGAGAAUGGAGGGUGCCAGCACGAGUGUGUGAACACGUUCGGGAGCUACAGCUGUCAGUGUCGUGGCGGCUUUGUGUUGCAUAGCAAUAAACAUGACUGCAAAGAAGUGGGCUGUGAUCAGGUCAUUACCAGUGUUUCCGGUAUCAUCACAAGUCCAAACUGGCCAGAUAAAUACCCCAGCAAGAAGGCCUGCACAUGGAACCUAUCCACCACCCCAGGCCACCGCAUUAAACUGGCUUUUGAGGAGAUUGACAUGGAGGCCAAUGAAGAGUGUGCAUAUGACCACUUGGAGAUAUAUGAUGGGCCAAAUGCCAGAGCAACCAGUUUUGGUCGCUUUUGUGGGAGUAAAAAGCCAUCGCCUGUCAUUUCCAGUGGCAAUAGCAUGUUCCUGCGGUUCUUCUCGGAUAACUCAGUACAAAAGAGGGGUUUUAAGGCCUCUCAUUCAGCAGAGUGUGGCGGCAGUCUGAAGGCAGAGACAAAGACCAAGGAUCUGUAUUCCCAUGCACAGUUUGGUGACAACAACUAUCCCGGAGCUUCAGACUGCCAGUGGGUGAUCUCAGCGGAGAAGGGCUACGGGGUGGAGCUCAUCUUCCACACCUUUGAGACUGAGGAGGAAGCUGACUGCGGCUAUGAUUACGUGGAGCUGUUUGAUGGUGCUGAUGUCAAAGCACCCAGGCUGGGACGUUACUGUGGGUCUGGGCCGCCAGAGGAGAUCUACUCAGCUGGUGAUGCCAUUGUCAUCCAAUUUCACUCAGAUGACACCAUCAACAAGAAAGGCUUCCAUGUUCGGUACACAAGCACCAAGUUCCAGGACACCUUGCACACUAGUAAGUGAGUUCAUCAUGACAGAAGCGCUCUGGAGAACAUAGCUGAUACCUCACGCACACCUGUGUUGGUGAUGCCACCUGAGGCCACAUGUUCCCUUCCCCCCAGACUACAAAGAAGACAUAGUACCAAACCCCUUCGGAAGGCUGGUAACACAAGCUUGAUGUAGGGAUACGGCAACAUAAUUUAUCCUGUCAUACUUUAAAGGAUCCAGUGAAAACUCUAAAGGAAAUGAAACAUCUGAGUGGCAGAUAUUAUCAGUAUGAAGAGCUUUAUUGACUGUCAGUCUAGGAGGAAGGAUAAAUUAGAUUCAAUGUCCCUGAUGCACUUUUGCCUCCUAGAGAUCUCUUUAGUUCCUCAAAGGCUAGAAUCUUAAAUACUUUUAGAUGAUUCUUUUAAUAUAAAAUUAACUAAUGACAUUCACAAUUGUAAUUCUUUAUUGCCACACAAUUAGUUGGCAGUAUAUCGUAUAAAAUAUCAUUCAUUGAUAAUAACAACAAGUAUUAUGUAUAUUUUUAAAAGGAAUUCUAGCAAUACUUCAUACAUGAGAGUUGUACAUGAUUAUUAAGACGACUAUACUUAAAUUAUAUGAUAUUAAAUUGUCCACCUGAAGCAAUAAGCUGUCAGACAAAAAUGUUAAUGGGACUAAUAAACAUAUGAGAUGACAUUUAUUUUUAUUGUUCUUUGAAUGUGUAUAAAAUGAGCUAAGAUUGAGAUGUUUGUGAAAAUGACAUGUUUGUAAUGAUUAGUUUAUGGUAGUCCGGAAUGUGUAGUAGUGUGCCAACCUGGCUAACAACAAAUUAGUUUUUUUUUAAAUCUUUUAUGAUUUAUUAAUGUUUUUGUUUCCUAGCUUGAUAAGGUUGGUCUGUUGGCUGUUUUAAAGGGAUUUUGGACACAUUUAAACUGAUCAGCAUAACUAUAUUAGACACGUAAAAUCUUAAAAUGGCUAUGAAUCCUCUCUUAAAACUCUUUUUUUUUUAAGUUUUCUUUUAUAUACAGGUGCAUCUAAAAAAUUAUAUAGUGUAAAGAAUAUCAUGAAAAAUUAUUUUUUUUUGCAACAUUUCAAAAAGUGAAACUUUCAUGUACAAUAAUAGGGAAGACUGCUGACUUGGCAAUGAUCCAGAAGACAAACAUUAAUUGACACCCUCCACAUGAUGGUAAGUAACAGAAGGUCAUUACAGAAAGGGUGGCUGUUCACAGAGUGCUGUAUCAAAGCAUAAGAAAAACAAUAAUAAAAAGAACCUGACUGUUACUCAUUGGUCUAAAGUCCUCUUUUCAGUUAAAAGUAAAUUUAGCUUUCCAUUUGGAAAUCAAGGUCUGGAGAAGUCAGAGAUGAUUUGGGAUGCUCUGGCGUGGCGUCUGCUGGUGUUGGUCCAUUGUGUUUUAUCAAAUCCAAAGUCAAUGCAGCCUUCUACCGGGAGAAUUUGGAGCAAUUUAUUCUUCCAUCUGCUGACAAGCUUUAUGGAGAUGCAGAUUUUGAUAUACUGGAUUUUUGACUGAUUAAUCAUCCAAAUUAAAACAAACAAAAACGAAUAAAACUUUAGAUGUAAUUAAUCUAGAAUAUAUAUAUUCCGGGUAUCUCUUGUUUUUUGAAACCUGUAGUGACGGUCAUGUAAUGAAACUUAAAUGUAAAGAUUCUAAUAUUUAUAGAAAGCCUACUUGAAUUUUUGACUUUUAUGAGCUGUAAGCUCUACCAAUGAAAAUGAUAUAUAUAUGUGUGUGUGUGUGUGCAUGUGUAAAACAACAAUCUAACGCUUAUCAGUGCGAGCUGCAUAGUGAUACCUCACAAUACAAGAUUAAGCGCCAUAUAUUUGAGCUUUCCUGGAAAGGGUUAGUUAGAAAAAUUUCAGUGCUAAUAAAAGUUGUAUUUUCAUCCUUUUUAAAUAAAUCGUGUAGUUUAUGUGCAUGAUUUAUUUAAAGCUGUACGCCACACUUCGGAGUUAUUCACUGUGAUUGCAGGUUUUAUUAUUAUUUUUUUUUAUUACUACAAUCAUAACCUGGUUAGUGAUGGUAACUGCAUUAUUCUUAAGCAGUUAAGAGACGGGAAAGAUUUUGUUAAAUAUUUUCCAGACAGUAAACAUGAAGCAGUACAUUCUGUUGGUGGUUUUUAAUAAUUUAUUUCAUGGAUUAUACAUGUUUGUAUGAAAAUGAUAUGAAAUCAUUAGUCUUGAAUAUUUUAGACUGUAGUCUGCCUAUCACCCUAUGACUUGGAGUAUAUUUUUUCUUUCUCUGCAGGAUUUGAACAAGGACCGUGUAGACACAGAGGUCUGUAACAUGUGUUAGCAUCCAAUUUAUCUCAGUGAAAGUGGAAGUAUGCUUGUGUCCAUUUUUGGUCACUAAUAACUCUUUUGAUUAGACGAUAGCGCAAGAACAUGCAUAAACCCCUCACUAGUGAUAUGAUAGUCCUGAGAUGUGACGUCAAAGGCAUCAAAAAGAGGAAAAUAUAAGUAUAAUAUAUAAGGAAAUAUAAUACUCCACUUGUAGGAUUAUCUAAAAAAAACUGUCACUGGUUAAACAUCCACUAUACUGAAAUAUAUUUUAUAUAUAUUUUUAUGAUUAUAUGUCGCUUGCCAAAAAUAUUAAAAUACACAGCCAAUUUUAAAUGACUGUGAAUGGGGAAAAAAAGCUUUCUGGUUUCACAGCAGUGUAGUUACGACAUCUACCAGCAGGGGCUGGGUUGACCAUGCUGACCAGCCAAAUCCUCACCCAUUUGUUUAUCACAGAAUCGCAUAAUAUCACAGACACAUGUAGAAUGUAUGAUAUCUGCCAGGUACAGUAAUGGGGUAACUUGUGCCUGGUAGUCUAAAUUAAAUGAAUGGGAAAUGGUCAUAAGCCAUGGUUUCCAACCAUUUAAAAAAAUUUCCUUUGUGCCUCCACUAACCCUCUGUAAUGUCAAGAAUGUAUAGCCAUAUGCAAUUUUGUGUGUCAUUUUUUUUUAAUGUUUUUUUUUUUUUUUUUUUUUUUGGGAAUGGCAAGUCUCAGAAAAAAACUGAAUUAACUUAAAUUAUCCAGGUCCAGCCUAGUGUUUAUAUAAAAAAGAAAAAUGAAUAUUAUUAAAGAAAACAUGAAAAAAAAAAAAAAAA
This is a messenger RNA of Carassius auratus (goldfish), 6139 nucleotides long. RefSeq names its product bone morphogenetic protein 1. The coding region runs from base 133 to 3066 and encodes 977 amino acids. The record is from RefSeq and is a predicted model, not a curated record. Lineage: Eukaryota; Metazoa; Chordata; Actinopteri; Cypriniformes; Cyprinidae. Gene Ontology annotation, biological process: proteolysis. Gene Ontology annotation, molecular function: metalloendopeptidase activity; calcium ion binding; zinc ion binding. The transcript is spliced from 20 exons.